UGAUCAUGAAACACUCUAAGAUUCAAACUGGAGUAUUAGAAAGCAGGCAUUCUUUAUUUUCAGUGCCGGAUGAAUGGGGGAUAUGCUCCACCUAUGAUGCACAUGUUGCACAAAAGAUCCUCAGCUUAUAUGCAUUAUUUAUAUUACACAUGCAAAUGUUUUCCUGUACAGAACAGAGAUAUUCCACACUUUCUCAUAAAGUCAUUAACAUAGGGUUCUGCCUCCUUGUACACAUUCUCCACAGCAUUUUUGUGGUGGUGGUCCCACAACCCUCUGGGUGAUGUCAGUACUCUUCCUCACUGUGUUCACUACAUGAACCCCACAUUCAACAAUGGUCAAUUAGCUACUUGCCUUCAUCACACAAUAAUUGCAUUCAGAAUAUUAGUUGAAUCGAAGUAGAGCUUCCCAUAUCUACUCCAUUCAAGAUGUUAGGUAUAUCACUGUUAUCUAGUUGGUACAGGGGCACAGAUUAGGACUGUUUUCUAAACAAACUCCAGGGUAUCCAUCAAGAAGCAUUAGAAAGUGGAACAAUAUUGCCACAACUGGCAUCACUAGGAAAAAAUAGUUUAACAUGAAGUUGGUCAGACAUUGGAUCAGGCUUCCUUGAGAUGCCUGAUGCCAUGAUGCCCCAUGCUUCUCAGGGUUGACAGACAUUUUGAUAAUGCUUUCAUUAAUAUGCUUUUCCUUGUGGUUAGCACUAAUGACGUUAGACUGUUGAAUCUCAUGAUAUGUGACGAUGCCUUUCAGUUCCUCUCCUCUCUAUUAGCUCUGUUAGCAGGAAGACAGAGAUUAACAGAAUCUAUUGGAAUCUUGAAGUGCGCCUGAUGUGACCAGGACAGGUAUUGCUCCGUGGAACACACAAGUCACGCAAACACUCACCUCCUCAUGCACACACAUGUGGAAUCAUGCAAACCUCUAUACCCACAGGCAACUGCAUAAAUCCAGCACGCAGGCUCUAGUUAUUUCAUUGUAAUGGCUUACUAAGCAUGCUGAUAUCCGUUGCCUUUGCUGGAUUCUUCCAGCACGUGAACUGAGUGUUCUGCCCACACUGAUGUGUGCUGCCUCUAAACACUUGGGCCUUUCUUCCGGUCACACUAAAGAUGCCUUCCAUGAGCAAUGGGAGUGACAUAAAUCAGGAUGCAAAAAGUAGCAGCACAGGAAACCAGCACACAGUCUAUGCCAAUAGCUGGGAUGUUUUGCAUUCAAGAGGUUCUUGUCAUAAAAUAAUCACUGCUGCAAGAGAUGCCUCUGGAAAUGGGUCAGCUUGGGUCCAUUAUAAAAGCCAGCCCAGCUCCUUGCUCUCUCAGCCACUUCUCUCACCUCCUUCUGGGGAACCAGGUGAGUGUGAAGCCCCUUCUUCUUCUCUUCAUUCUCCAAACAGAGUUCUGAGCUCAGUGGAACUCUCAGCUGCUAUUAGCUCUAUUCCGUGCCUGACUCUGCUUAACAUGAGAUAGGGAAGUGGGGAGAAUGCUUGUAUCCCCAUGUAUCCCCAUGUCCUGCUUCCUUCCUGCUCUCCCCAAACAGGUGCACCUCCAUUCCUGAGACAUGUCCUGCUGUGACCAGUGCGUGCCAUGCCGGCCCUGCGGCCCGACCCCUCUGGCCAGCAGCUGCAAUGAGCCCUGUGUCAGGCAGUGCCAGAACUCCAACGUUGUCAUCGAGCCCUCUCCCAUGGUGGUGACCCUGCCCGGACCCAUCCUCAGCUCCUUCCCGCAGAACACCGUCGUGGGCUCCUCCACCUCCGCUGCUGUUGGCAGCAUCCUCAGAGGUGAGGGCGUGCCCAUCACGUCAGGGGGCUUGGACCUCUCCUGCAUUUCCAACCGCUACUGUGGCAGAAGGUUCCUCAUCUUCUACUCUUUCCUCUCUUGCCCUUGUAUUCCCUUCUUUUGAAUUUAUAAUUCCCAUAGCCACCCUUGGUGAUAUGGGACUGACAGAUGGAUGUAUUUUGGAAUCUUCACCAUGGAGGAUUUUUGGCAGCUCUGGUGCUGCCUGCAAAACAGGUCCUUGUGGAAGAAAACUCAUUUCCCUCUUCAGAGUCAUUAAUGUUACCUGCAUCUCAGCCUCAGCCUCCAUGUGAUCCUUUUCAUGGUGGCCUCAAGUUGCUAGGAAUGAAGGGCAGCUCUGGUCUGCAGAUAGGAGCCUUUCAUCAUGUGGAAAGUAUUCAUGUGGAAGAAUUACUACAAGAAAACCAUGCAUCAUCUCCUGUGCUCCUUCUAAAUCUGAGAUUUCCACAAAUCUGAGCUUAGGGAAGGAAGUUCUUACUGAAGCAGUGCAACACUUCAUUCUCCAGAAAAGGCCACAUCUGGCAAGGUUCACCCUGUAGGGAAUUUGGGCAAAAGACACAUAGAAUCAUAGAAUCACAAAGUUGGAAAGGACCUACAAGAUCAUCUAGUCCAACCAUCCUCCCAUUACCAUUGCUACCACAAGCCACUAAAACAUAUCUUCUAACUCCUCAUCGAGACGCCUCUUGAACACUGACAAGGACAGUGAGUCCACCACCUUUUUGGGCAGGCCACUCAAGUGCCUGACCACUUUUGGGAGAAAAAGUUUUUCCUUAUGUCUAAUCUAAACCUCCUCUGGUACAACUUCCAUUUCUUCAGGUCCUGUUUGUUUCCUGGCAGAAAAGGCCAAACCCCCUCCUCAUUACAACCUCCCUUCAGGAAGUUGCAGAGUGCAAUGAGAUCUCCCCUGAGUCUCCU
Messenger RNA from Phasianus colchicus (ring-necked pheasant), 2696 nucleotides. The record is from RefSeq and is a predicted model, not a curated record. NCBI's taxonomy places the organism in Eukaryota, Metazoa, Chordata, Aves, Galliformes, Phasianidae.